CAGGGGGGGAGAGGGCUGGGGGAGUGCUGCCACUGACAUGGGGUCCCCAGUGCAGUAUCGGAGUGCAGACUUCACCCGGCAUGAGAGCUCCACCCAUCUUGCACGGGACAAAACUAACAGGCACAUUCCCCAGUCAAUUAGAAAGAAGCAUUACUCCUACAUGCAAUGGCUACAUCCCAAAAGAGGCAAAGGAAGAGGAGGGAAUCAGACAGACUAAGAGUGUCAGACAAAGAGGUGUUCUUUCAAAACAGAGGAGUUUAGAUUCCAAGACCAAAAAAGGUGUGACAUUUGAAGAGAUUUCCAGUGAACUUACAGAGAAUGUGGUCUUCGACAAAUGGAAAAGUGGGACUUAUUGCUAUGCCCGGGCAAUCAAGACUAACCCACACCUAUUAGGGGGCGUGGGGAACAGCAAGAUUAAAGAGAGGCGGGACUUGCGCUACACAAAUGGCAGCGUAGUUGACUCGGAGGCUAUAGGAGGGAUUUGUAUUGAUGGCAGUGAUGAGGCGGAGCCUGUCUCGACCAUGUCCUCUCGAGGAAGGGACCAAUCAAUACCUAAAGAACAUUCUGUGGCACAUUCAUAUUGUGGGAAUGCAAAACGACCACCUGCUCCCCCACCUCUCUGGAUGCUCCAGGAAAUGUGCAGACACUGUGGAGGGAGACAGACUGUGGUCCCUGGAGCUGGAGAUGAAGAUGCCAGUCUGGAAGUUAAGAGCCCUUCCUCUGCAUGCCCUGAAGGAACAACAGCCAUGAAAACACCUAUUUCACUCACAGACAGAAACCACCUUCUCCCUUCACAUACUGAGAAAGAGAGGAACUCUACAUGCUCCACUCCGAGGCUUGCAGACAGGGAUCUGAUACAAAGACAGCCGACACAAACAGAAUCUCAAUCCACCCACCCCCGCUGUAAACCCCCUAUUUACAACAACAAAGACAGGAAGCCCAACCUGCCUGCAAACCCAGCGCCUGCAUGGAAAACCAAAGAUCUGAAACAGACUAAUGGUUAUACCUCACAUUAUACAUACCCCCUGCAUACCUCUAUCAGAGACCCAGUAGAAACCCUAGUUACACCUUCACAUACACACUCAGACAAGCCAACCCGCCAAAGAACCAUCUUACAGACAAAAUCUAUUACAGUCACUAAGGCAACUAUUGAACCCAGGCGUGCAGAUGUGAACACCCUUGAGACCCCAUCUCACUGGAGUAAAAUUCCUCGACCGAAAAUACUCAAAAUGUAUCCUCAGAUCGCAAUAGCCACCAGGGCAAACACGCCACGCGCACACCGUAAACAUCCAAAGACACCCACACACCCAAAUACACAGCCCAACCCAUCAAAUACAUCAUGUACAUCUACUCACCCUUACCGUCCAUACAGAACCUUUCCUCCAAACCAUGUUAACCCAUCCCAUGUUAUUAGAGCCCCUAAGCCUGAAAACACAACACCACGGUCUAACACUGCUACAACAUUACAUAUAAGUGCACCCCCUUACCCUGCUAACACACACGCAACUAAACCCCCUAACUCUGCAAACUCACAUACAGCUACACCUCCCACCCCUGAAAGCACACUGACGACAACCACAAAACUCCUAAACAGUGCUACUAAAACGAUACAUAGAACAACACUCCCUAGCCUCGCUAACACAUUACAUAUAGCUACAACUCUAAAACCAGCAAACACACCAUGCAAAGCCACUCUCUCUUACCCUUACAACCCAUCACACACAACUAUUCUCACAAGCUAUUAUAACCCAUCACACACAACUACUCCCACAAGCUAUUAUAACCCAUCACACACAACUACUCCCACAAGCUAUUAUAACCCAUCACACACAACUACUCCCACAAGCUAUUAUAACCCAUCACACACAACUACUCCCACAAGCUAUUAUAACCCAUCACACACAACUACUCCCACAAGCUAUUAUAACCCAUCACACACAACUACUCCCACAAGCUAUUAUAACCCAUCACACACAACUACUCCCACAAGCUAUUAUAACCCAUCACACACAACUACACCCACAAGCUAUUAUAACCCAUCACACACAAAUACACCCACAAGCUAUUAUAACCCAUCACACACAACUACUCCCACAAGCUAUUAUAACCCAUCACACACAACUACUCCCACAAGCUAUUAUAACCCAUCACACACAAAUACACCCACAAGCUAUUAUAACCCAUCACACACAACUACUCCCACAAGCUAUUAUAACCCAUCACACACAACUACUCCCACAAGCUAUUAUAACCCAUCACACACAAAUACACCUACAAAACCUUUGUUCCAUACCCUUAACCUGUCAAACACAUCACACACGCCUAGUUCCCCUGACUCAGCUAAUGCAUCCCCCAUAACACCCCCUAACGUUGAUAACGCAUCACAUACAACUAUAUCCUCUCUCUGUUCAAAUGCCUUAUACACAGCUACGCAGCUUCAGUCCUCAUCCACGUCACUGCCGAUCUGUAGACCACUGAUCAUGACACAGAUACACAACAAUAAACUACCUGACCCAUCAAACAGAUCAACCACUAACACGCAGAAUAACAGCACAUUUAUAAAUACACAUAUUGAACAAACCGCUGCCCUUCACACCAGCUCUCAUAACAGAUUUGUUGUUGAUCCAAUAAUGCAUGCAAAUGUAUAUGCCAAAGUAUUGUCUCUGUCUAACAAAAGUAGACACUGUGCUCCUGUCAUCGUAUCACAGACACAUCAGGAAAGACACUCUGGAAUAUUCAAUGCAUCACAGGUCACUAACCUUCCAAAACACAUCACUGAAAUAAAGAUAAACAAAGAAUGGGAACAGCAGGGACACAUUGUCACACAACAUCAGGGAGACCUUUUCACAAACCUAAAACCUGGAUCUGAGUGUCAGAUACAUUCUCACAAAGAGCACAUUCCCUCCAGCGUGUUACAUACACAUGCAAAUACCACAUUUAGAUUCAGCCUUGACAGGCAGAUAUACACAAAUUAUGCUCCAACUUCCAGCACACCACAGACACAAACAGAUCCUAAGCCCCUCAUUGCAUCACAGACAAACACUUCUGCACAUGUCAAACCCAUCACCGAAACACCAAACCACAUAAACAAAGACUUCCGUUCCACACCAACCCCACACAAACACACAAGCCCCACACACCGACUCAUACCACAGGCCCGUCCAUACACAAUCACUGAACUCCUCACACACAAAGCCAUAAACCCCAAGUACAACCCCCUUUUGCCGCCAUCACGCAUGGCACACCUAGAAUCCUACACCCUCACCCAUUCCAAUCAGACAAACCAGAUGAUCCAUCCAGUAUUUUUGUUGUCAAGUACCAUCCCACAACCCUCCCGAGACGACCCUAGGCUGGCUCACUCCCACCCGGCUGAUACAGACCUGCUGCUGCUGCCCCCCUCCCCACAGUGCAGCAGGCCAGCCCCUUUCCAUAGGAGGCUGCAGUGUGUGGAGGCCAGUCUGGCAGCCAACCAGGACAGGAUCACUACACUUCUCAACAUCAUCCAAGACCUUGAGAUGAGCCAUGCUCUCAACAAGGGUCGGCGAUGCUACAGGACAGGCCAAGACCUCCGGGAGUGCUCCACCUGUCAGAAGACUGCUUGUAUCGUAUAUAGUGUGGAGUAUGACUUCAGGCAGCAAGAGAGAUGUUUCUUGGAGGUUCUGUAUCCCCAGAGGGCUGACAACAACACUCCUCCCUCCCUGCCCCACAACAGCACCCUGCUGACGGACGCCAUCACUAAGACCAUGACCAAGUCCAAGGUUAAAAGCAAGAAGUUGUGCAAGAUGCUUUUCCAAUGGCUGCCUAGGACAAUUCAGCGAACAAAGUCCUCUUUUCACCAACUCUCUCCAGAUCAUUUGAAUUCCUAGCAUGUUAUUCAUGAGGUAUUGAGGUAUCCCUGUAAUAUAAGAUCUGAUGGUGUGUUCAAGACAACUGGGAACUCUGUAAAAUACAAGGUCAAAUCAAGAUGUCAGUAAUCUCCAGGUCGGAAAAUCAAAGCUCUUGAAAGAGGCCGAAUUCCUGAGUCAGAAUUCUGAGUUAGAUGAACGUUCCAAAUUAUUUUUCCCUGUCGGAGGAAGUUUUUCUGAGAGUUCCCAAUUGUCUUGAGCACACUGAAGUCGGAAGUCAGAGAUUUCCAAGUUCGCAGUUGUUUUGAACUCGGCAUGAUGUCCCUAUCACAGCAAGUAGCACUUGUCAUUGUAGAAGACACCUACAUCCCUUCCUGUCUACAUGAUGGGUGUUCUGAAAUCUGAUUUUCUCCUUAAUGACUGAUUGACACCCUAUUGUCCAAUCACAACAUAGCAUGAACAGGAAUUGCCCUUAGUAACUACAGACCUUUGCCCAGUCUAGCAACAGUCUAUCAUAUGGAGAAAACUUCAUCCCUAAGGUUAAAAUCAUGAACUUUCAUCCAAAGCACAUGCACUAGUUGUUGAACUAGAUACAACAUCCAAAAGUUUGCUAGAUUGCAAUCACUAUUUUCAGAGCCUAUGAUAGUCCAUAUUCUAUAGUAUUUUAUUGUAGCUAAGCAUCAAGUGAAGUGUUGCAGUCCUCUACCAGCUUAUCCCAGGGUCAAUGUAUAUACAUCAUAUUUUUGAAAAAUAAACCAAAGCCCACAGUACAUACUGUAAACAUUUUCUUCUCAUGUUUGAUUAAAUAUCUUAUCGCUGA
This is a messenger RNA of Oncorhynchus nerka (sockeye salmon), 4665 nucleotides long. RefSeq names its product mucin-2-like. Bases 81 to 3866 code for a protein of 1261 amino acids. Gene Ontology annotation, cellular component: postsynaptic density. The transcript is spliced from 3 exons. The record is from RefSeq and is a predicted model, not a curated record. Gene Ontology annotation, biological process: inhibitory postsynaptic potential. NCBI's taxonomy places the organism in Eukaryota, Metazoa, Chordata, Actinopteri, Salmoniformes, Salmonidae.